Fusarium sp. VM40 is the source of this 711-nucleotide messenger RNA. Lineage: Eukaryota; Fungi; Ascomycota; Sordariomycetes; Hypocreales; Nectriaceae. The record is from the annotation of a GenBank genome assembly.
AUGGCAUCGUCAUCUCCGAAGCGAUUUAUACCACUGAAGAAGGGAAACCAUGACCUUCCUACUGGCACUCCCACUCUUCGGGGUGUAGUUUUCGAUAUGGAUGGCACACUUUGUGAGCCACAAACGUAUAUGUUCAAAGAAAUGAAAGAUGCCCUGGGAAUUUCAAAAACAACAGACAUCCUUGAGCAUGUAGAUACACUCCCAAAGAAAGAGCAAUCAGAAGCUCUCGAAAAGAUCCGCAACGUUGAGCGCAAAGCCAUGAAGGCACAGACUCCCCAGCCAGGCCUCAUGACUCUUAUGACCUAUCUUGACGCCAAGGCAAUUCCCAAGGCCAUAUGCACUCGCAACUUCGAUGUCCCCGUCCAGAACCUCAUAGAGAAAUUUCUCGAGGGCUCCCGUUUCCACCCAAUUGUCACGCGGGACUUUCACCCUCCCAAGCCCGACCCGGCAGGUAUUCUGCAUAUCGCCAAGGACUGGGGCCUGCAGGACGAGUCUGGCAAAGGAGAUGCUAGUGGACUCAUUAUGGUAGGGGAUUCAAUUGAUGAUAUGACGGCGGGCAGAAAGGCGGGCGCAGCUACUGUUUUGCUUGUGAAUGAUGUGAAUCGGGCGCUGGCGAAGCAUGCGCAUACCGACUUGAUCAUCACUACGUUGGAUGAGCUCGUUGAUGUCCUCGAACAUGGUUUUGUUGGUAGAAAAGUUGACUCAGAGUAG